Molecule: messenger RNA, 1953 nt
Organism: Pedinophyceae sp. YPF-701
Lineage: Eukaryota; Viridiplantae; Chlorophyta; Pedinophyceae
Source: the annotation of a GenBank genome assembly
AUGGCCACGCACGCCAUGAAAGCAAAGGCCGCAGGUGGAGCGGGCCCUGGCCCCGCAUCGGGGGACUCGGGGUCGCGUGACGACAGCCGCUGGCGCCACCUGAUCGAGAAAAGGCGGGAGAGCGGCUCCGGGCGCCCAUCGGGCGUGAGAAGCGACCAGAAAACGCCGCCAGUGCACCACGGGGCAGUGACGGCUUCUGCGGGGGACGCGCAGCCCUCAGGGCUCCCAGGCAGUCAGCACGGGGUCACCUCUACCCAAAUGAAGCUUCGGCGGCUCGAAACGCUCAGGACAAGCGAGAGCGGCAUCAUCCGCUCCACCUCCAUGCAGAGUGGCAGCCAGCUUGACCGCCAUUCGGGCGACCUGGCCGGCCCGAGCCCGAUGGCUGGGGUUCCUGCGCCUGGCGGGCCGUUCCCCACGUCCCCUUCGCCCCGGAAGACGCCGCCGGAGGGCCAGGCAGUGGCGCCGACAGUGGUGAACCGCGCGCGCGCGUUCACGGAGUCGCAGUUCGGCUCCGAUGCGAUCCUGGCCCCUACCUAUCGGGACAGCGGCUACAGGCCGUCCCCGAGCGGCAAGCGCGGGUCGCUCGAACUCCCGCGGCCGGCACUCAAGCCGUCGGUUGUGGCUAGGGAAGGGAGCCUGACGGGCAACGACCCGCGCCGCGCGAAGGACUCCGUGCGCGAGCGGACCGCAAGUGCAUUCGGGGACUCGGGCCGCGCGCGCGACGCCGGCAAGGACAAGGACCUCUCCAAGACGCUAGACGCGCUGCAGCGGAUGCGGACGCUCGGCAAGCCCCGCAGCAAGCCGUCUCCAUCGCCCCUGACCCAGUCCCGCACCAAGUCGAGCAGCGGGCAGGAAAGCACGGCCGCGGACGCGUCGUCGGUGCCGCGCAGCAACAGCAACAACGCCGCCCCGACGGCCCGGGGGUCCGCGGGCGCGAAGGACAAAGAGAAGGCCGCGGAGGACGUCGCGGCGGCCGCGGCGCCGGAGAAGAGCCUCAAGCUGCAGCAGGCCAUGGGCGGGCGCAUGACCAACUUGCUGCCGACGCCACUGGGCAUCUUCUCGCAGCACGACCUCCCGCCGUGGGUCGAGGCCGCGAACCGCGGCGUGCGCGUGGCGCCCGGGACGUCGCUCAUGCGCAUGACGUCGGGCAUCCUCGUCGACGGCCUCGAGCUCGACGGCUUGGCGCGCCUCUGGCUGCACGUGCUCGACACCGUGUCGGGCUCGGAGGGCUACGUCAUGUGCCAGGACGUCGUGCGGAUGAUCUCCUCGAACGCGAUGCGGUCGGACGUCGAGAUCUCGUCGCAAACCGUCACCACGAUGGCCACGGGGCUGAUGAAGGCGCACUCGAACACGACGCGCGUCGGCAUCGGGGACCUGAUCGUCGCGGGGUUCCCGUCGGCGAAGGCCACGGAGACGCCCGUGCUGAUCCAGCUGUGCAUGAUGUCGCUGUUCUCCGGCGUGGACUGCCGGCUGAGCCCGUACAAGCAGAGGCUCGUGGCGGAGCUGUUCUACCAGAUCGACCUGCGGAACCGCGGGAUCGUGCUCUUCUCCGAGAUCGAGGCGCUGAUGAGGAUGACCAAGGACUGGCAGCGGGAGCACAUGCGCGUGCUGAUCAUGCAGCUCACGGCGCUCCCGAACCACGAAACCGGGUUCAUGAACGUUCGGGGGUUCCUCAAGUGGUUUGAAGACCACCACCUAAAGCCCGUGUCCGUCGACGACCCCUCGAACAUCACCGUCGACGACCUCGUCGGUAUCCUCGGCGGCCCGCCGCUGUCCGCGCGCGACGCCGACGCCAGCGAGAAGGAGCGCGCCAACUAUGAGGCCUCGCGCCGCGCAGCGCGGGCGCGCAUCCAGCACGCAAUGUCGGCGGUCAACCCGGGGCGGAACGAGGAGAUCCGCUCGCAGGUCCUCGAGGAGGACAGCGAGCGCGACAAGACGGCGCCGGUGUACUGA